AUGGUCGUCCGGGCGGCGCAGCAAGGGCGGGAUGGCAGCAAACAGGCCGAGGCGUCCCCAUCCCCAGGGGCCAAGGCGUACCCCUACAACGCGGGCAUCGGAGAGCGACAGCAAAAGGCGACAAUUGAGCACAUCUUCACCGCGUUGGAAUCGGCGGACAGCGACGUCAGCACCAGUGGGAGCAGAAGCAUCAGCAGCUGGGACGGCAGCGGCAGCAACCUGCAGGCGCCGUGGGCGGUGGGGUGGCAGAUGAGCGAGCGCAAUAUGGUGUGGAAUGACGACCUCAAGCUGCGGCUCAUACGGCGCGUCGCCUCGGAGCAGCUGGGGGUCAGCGAAGCGGAGCUGGAGCAGCAGCUGGAGGAGGUGGUAUGCCUGCUGCCAGACCUCAGGUCCCGCCUGGGGCAGGCGCCGGCCGACAUGGUGGUCAAGCUGGCCGCAAACACGCGGGAAAUUGCGGGGCUGCUGCUGCGCAUCAAGGCGGCCUUCCCAAGGGCAGACGCGGGCGCUAUGGUCGGCAAUCGCCUGGACCUACUGCUGGAACCCGAGCAGCUGCCCGACUUGGAGCGCGCCGCCGAGCGGCUGGGGCAGCUGGUGCCGGGCAUUGACGUGGACCGUUUCGCAGAGGCGUUCCCGGCUGUUUUGGACGUCGACGACUUUGAAGGGGCGCUGCUGGAGGCAAAGCGCCUGCUCCCAAAGAUGGACGUUCCUGCCAUGCUGCGCGCCAACCCGGACUUUGUGCUGAGCCUGAUGAAGGGCAAGCACCUCAUCACUUAUGACCAGAUCAAGAACCCCUUCACCUAA
This is a messenger RNA of Monoraphidium neglectum, 801 nucleotides long. RefSeq lists its product as hypothetical. The record is from RefSeq and is a predicted model, not a curated record. Lineage: Eukaryota; Viridiplantae; Chlorophyta; Chlorophyceae; Sphaeropleales; Selenastraceae. The transcript has 6 exons. Bases 1 to 801 code for a protein of 266 amino acids.